AUGGCGGAAACGCUCAAAGAAGAUGUUCGGAUGUCCAGUGAUUUGUUGAAAAAGUAAAUAUCAGUCUACGGCUUCUUUGAGAUUCGCUUUUAUUAUAAGUAUGUGCUAAUUUCUAAAUGUUUGUGUUUGCCUGUUUGACGAAACGAAAUUAUUUUCGUUGAACCUACGAGAACGCAAAGAAUGUCCAAAAAUGGCGGUUAUUUACCUGACCGCCCUUCUAUUCUAUGUAAUAAUGAUUCUCCAUGAUGUUGAACAAAGAUCGUUGAAGUAUGCAUCCAUAAAGAGUAAAUCUUUUAGUGCCCUAAAUGAUGAGAUAUGCCAAUCUUGAGAACAACUUUUGUUGUUAGACUUAAAGAUUUGGAUGAUCUUUUUUUUUAUUUGAUUUUCCAAUUUGCCAGAAUAUGCAAGUCAUUAUUCUUAAUGUGUACAAUUUUAGAACCCUUGCAAGCAAUUUGUUCUUCUAACACAAUAUAGACCAAAUAGUGACUGUUCUCCCUUGUCUGACGCAUGUCUUUCUUUCUUUUCCAAUCACAAUUCCUAAUCCAAACCUCAAAUUUAAGGCCGCGCUCUCUGUUUUCCCCGAUUGUUUGCAUUUGCUGGCCCCCGAUGUCUGGCCACACUCUCCAUUUGGCACACUCUCUCCCGCUCGGCCCAUCUUUUUGCCCCCAUCGACUUUAUUUUGUCUCCUGCGGGUCCAAAGCCUUGGCCGCCUUUUCCUCGUUCCGGCCGCCUUUUUGUCCUAAAAUUUAUCGAUUUGUUAUGCCGCGAAAUCCAUCAUUCACUGACUGGAGUUACAGUUGAUUUGUAAUAGUGUAACACUUGAAUAUUUUUUGUGAAAUUAAUUUAUAAAUAUUUUGGAUUCCAUUUUUUGACGGAAAUUUUUUUUCUUAUUUAUGGAUGUGACAAAAUCCUGCCCUGAGGGGUUUGUUUUGGUUUUCUUCGAGCCUUUUAGCCCUGUUUUUCGGAUAAAAUCUGGACUAAAUAUUUUGAGAAAAUGUGUUCACCCCAAAUUUAUAGCUUCGAGAAUCAGAAUUUUUUUUCACUUAUUCGUAUUUUAGAAUGCCGAAGCAAUCGUUGGAGUUGAUCGACUACUUGGGUCCGAUCGCGGCCGCCGUCAUCUUCUUCUCCACAAUGUUCAUCCUAAGUGUUACAGUAAUCCUUUGGUGUUUCGUGACUCCAAAUGAUGAUAAGACCGUCUUCGCCAAGGUAUCAUAGCUACUUCUUUACGUUUAUUAUCAUUAAUUUACUCUCCUAAAAAGAUUUAUUUAUUUUCCGCAAACAACUUUUUGCAAAAAAGGAGAGUUAUAAAGAGCGAUAUCAUGUAUAAUAUCACAAAUUUCCACUACAAUAUAAUAUUUAUCUUGAUCAUUUUCAGUGGGGUCUCGGACCACAACCGAAGAAUCAGCAAGUGGUUUACCGCGAUGGAGUGGUUAAGGCUGACUAAAAACACUGAAAUCUCGUUUUAUAGGCUUCAGAAUCCCUUCUGGUGGUGUGA
Molecule: messenger RNA, 1495 nt
Organism: Bursaphelenchus xylophilus (pine wood nematode)
Lineage: Eukaryota; Metazoa; Nematoda; Chromadorea; Rhabditida; Aphelenchoididae
Source: the annotation of a GenBank genome assembly